Molecule: messenger RNA, 721 nt
Organism: Nestor notabilis (Kea)
Lineage: Eukaryota; Metazoa; Chordata; Aves; Psittaciformes; Psittacidae
Gene: CD2
Product: CD2 molecule
Exons: 4
Source: RefSeq, a predicted model, not a curated record
AUGAACUUUGGGAGGAUUUUCCUAGUCAAGUGCUUGCUGCUUUUGUUUCCCAGUGUAAAAUGCUCUGCCACCAACUGGUUUUACGUGGCGGUGAAUGAGUCGGCUCUUCUCAGCAUCGCUGCUGCUGGGAGCGUAUAUGAUGCAACAUGGGUGAAAAACAGAAAAAGGUUGCUUCAGAUAAAGGACAGGAAAGUUAAGUACUAUGUGAACAAAGAGCAGUGCAGGUGUAAGAUAUUCCUAAAUGGGACUCUGCAAAUAGAGCAGGCGGUGAAAGAGGACAGUGGACAGUACACAGUGACUGUCUAUGAGCAGGAUGGAAAACUGAAGGCAGAAGAACACACGAUGUUCAUCGUUCAGGAGCCUGUGCCUCAGCCAAUCCUCAGUGCUGAAUGCGUGAACAAAACCAUAUCUAUCAAAUGUGAAGUGAAGCAGACGACUAAAAAUGAAACAUUUAUAAUGGAAGUGACUCAAGAUAAAAGCAAAAAGAUACAAAAGAAUGCAACGAGGUUGGAAUUCCACACGCGAUAUGCUGGGACGUUCAGAUGUGUUGUUAAGAACCAAGUCAGCCAAAAAAUGGUUGAAAAAGUAAUUAAGUGCUCAGGUCAGCUGGACCUUUAUCUCAUCUUAAGCAUAGCAGGAGGUGCAUUCUUCUUUGUCACCUUCAUGAUUUUGCUUAUUUAUUGUAUCAGGAGGAAGAAAGCAGAAAGGCUGGCAAAUGAUG